AUGGCAGCAAAUUAUAUUUCUACAUCCAUGUUUUCCUAUACUCCUAACCAAGUUCCCAUAUUUGAAGGAGAGCAUUUUGAUUAUUGGAGUAGUCAAAUGGAGACACUCUUCAUUUCGCAAGAUUUGUGGGAAGUUGUUGAAGAUGGAUUUCCGGAACCUGAUGAUAAUGAAGAAGAAGAAGAAGAAUGGACGGAGGCUCAACAAAAAGAUUACAAGAAAAAUUUACGGAGAGAUGCAAGUGCUCUUAGAUUUAUACAACAAGGAUUAAGCAAGACCAUAUAUCCUCGAAUUCACGGUGUCAAAAGAGCCAACGGCAAGAAGGCAGAGGAGUAUCUUCCCAAGGAAGAGGAGGUUCUUUCCAAGGAAGAGGAGAAUCAUCACGAGGACAAGGAGGAUCAUUUCGAGGAAGAGGAAAAGGAAGAACACAAGGCAACCAAUCAAAAAACUAUGACGGAAAUCCAAAUCGUCAAGCUGGAAAUGCAAAUAUUUUUUGCAAAAUUUGCAGAAAAUCAAAUCAUGAAACAAAUGAUUGCUUCUACAAAUGCAAGAGAUGCAGAAAUCCUAACCACUCUCAAAGAGAUUGUUAUUAUCAGAACAAAGCAAGCUCCAAGAACUUGGAAUAGCAAGAUUGAUGGCUAUUUUCUCAAGAAUGGAUUUCAUCGAAGUCCUAAUGAGCCCUCUCUCUAUGUGAAGAAGCAAGAUCAUGAUUUCUUGAUUGUGUGCAUCUACGUAGAUGACCUUAUCUACACUGGCACCAAUAUAAGGUUAGUCGAGGAUUUCAAGCGAAAAAUGAUGAAUGAAUUUGAGAUGACUGAUUUAGGAGUCAUGAAGUAUUUUCUUGCAAUACAAGUGAAGCAAUCCAAAGGAGAAAUCUUUAUUUCUCAAGAGAAAUACACAGAAGAUCUUCUGAAGAAAUUUCAUAUGGAGAAUUGCAAAUCAGUUUCAACUCCUAUGGCAGCGAACGAUAAGUUGAGAAAAGAUGACGGAGCAAAAAAAAUAGAUGCAAAACUAUUUAGGAGUCUUGUUGGUUCACUGAUUUAUCUCACAAACACAAGGCCGAUAUUGUUCAAGUCGUGA
This is a messenger RNA of Olea europaea var. sylvestris, 1077 nucleotides long. RefSeq lists its product as uncharacterized. The record is from RefSeq and is a predicted model, not a curated record. The transcript has 3 exons. The coding region runs from base 1 to 1077 and encodes 358 amino acids. Lineage: Eukaryota; Viridiplantae; Streptophyta; Magnoliopsida; Lamiales; Oleaceae.